UUUUAAGGAAAGAAUAAUAAAGUGAUUGUACUCCGAAAGUUUCCUGACCAAAUCUUUUUUGAAAAUUGCCAGUGUUUUGUGUUUAAAUGUUAGAAGAAUGAAACCAACCAUGAUGUCCAAUUGGCCCGGCUUCAUCAACCGCUUUGUACGCCAAGUCAGGCAUCCGUUGGACUUCAGGCGUCCCUACCGGAUUACCGGAUUCCCGGAUAAUCUUUCUCCCUUGGGAUAUUUCGGUCAGACUAAGCAGUACGCUCGAGCUGCCCAGGAACCGUACCUGGUCACGGUGGUGCAGGGCAGAUCGAAGAAGCCCUGUUCUCCGCGGGAAAGGGCGAACCGAAGAUUCGGGGAGGACAGCUGGUUUGUGAGCUCUACGCCCCGGGCAGAGGUGCUGGGCGUGGCCGAUGGCGUGGGCGGCUGGCGGGAUAUGGGUGUGGACGCGGGACGCUUCGCCAAGGAGCUGAUGGGCUGCUGUUGCGGUCGCUCCGAGCAGGAGGACUUCGAUGGCCGCAAUCCACGAAGCCUGCUCGUCUCCAGUUACCAAGAGCUGAAGGACCGCGACGAUCCAGUGGUGGGCAGUAGCACCGCUUGCGUGGUGGCCAUGCACCGAAGGGACCUCACCUUGUACACGGCCAACUUGGGCGACAGUGGCUUCAUGGUGCUGAGGAAUGGGCGGGUGAUGCACCGUUCCGAGGAGCAGACGCAUGACUUCAACACCCCCUUUCAGUUAACUGUGGCUCCCAGCCACAAGCUGGACUCUGUCCACUGCGAUGGCCCGGAAAAGGCUGCCGUCUCGCGACAUCCCCUGGCUCCGGGCGACCUGGUGCUCCUGGCCACCGACGGACUCUUCGACAAUUUGCCAGAGAGUAUGCUCCUAGAGAUGCUUAGAAAGUUUCAUGGCGUGCGGGACGAAAAGGAGCUGCAGGACGCCGCCAACCAGGUAGUGGAGAAGGCACGGGAACUGUCCAUGAAUGCCAGUUUCCCGUCCCCGUUCGCCGUCAAGGCUAGGGCCAAUAAUAUAUCGUAUUCUGGCGGCGGCAAGCCAGACGAUAUUACCCUGAUCUUGGCCAGUGUAGAGGUGCCAAAAGUUCAUCGUUAAGGAAACAAAUUUCAGGUGUUGCCAGUAAAUAUUUUUGUGUGUCUAUCUAGAAUGUCAAGUGAUAAAAUGUCUCAAGUAUAUGUAUUAAAAAAUUAAAAGGGGUUGGCAAGAAUA
This is a messenger RNA of Drosophila ananassae, 1210 nucleotides long. RefSeq names its product protein phosphatase PTC7 homolog fig (gene fig). The record is from RefSeq and is a predicted model, not a curated record. Bases 98 to 1096 code for a protein of 332 amino acids. The transcript has 2 exons. Lineage: Eukaryota; Metazoa; Arthropoda; Insecta; Diptera; Drosophilidae.